AUGAUUAAUAAUCUUGGGACCCGUCUAUUCAAAUCGGUCACCGACAAGGCUGGUGAUCUUGGCGACAAGUUUGAGGAGGAAUUCUCGCGGCUUUCACACAAUAUCACAGCUGAAGUCGACGCGAUUGUCACUGAGGCAAUUUCACUCUCUGGUUACAUUAAGGUUGCACUUGUUAUUUUAUGCAUUUUACUAGUACUAGCCAUUAUUCGACUAAGCGCCUUCGGUUUUCGUUGUUUGGCAUUCAAAGCAAGAGACUGGAUAAAGGCUAACGAAAGCAAACCACCGCCUCAGGUGAUUCUUCUGAUGCCGACAGAAGAUGGCCAGUACAAGCGCACUUCUACCAUGUACGCUGAUCCACAAACAAAAAAUGUUAUCGAUCGAAUCCAGCGAGAAUCAUUCGAGCUGUUCAAUGACUAUGAACCAUCAGUGCCGAGAAUGAAACCACCGAAACUCAGUUCCAUGCGAAACAAACAUUAG
Messenger RNA from Necator americanus (New World hookworm), 477 nucleotides. RefSeq lists its product as uncharacterized. The transcript is spliced from 4 exons. The record is from RefSeq and is a predicted model, not a curated record. Bases 1 to 477 code for a protein of 158 amino acids. Lineage: Eukaryota; Metazoa; Nematoda; Chromadorea; Rhabditida; Ancylostomatidae.